AUGAUAUUGAAACAGCUGGGCUUACUCGUAUUUUUUCUUAUUUCACAAUCUAAAGCUGAAUGUAAUAAUUCACUGGACUGUUCUUUGAAUGGGGAUUGUGUACAAGGAGUGUGUGCGUGUGACUAUGCAUGGAUCGGAGCAGCGUGCAAUAAAAUGGACAUUUUACCAAUGAAUAAAAAUUCUGGUUAUCACAAUCACACUGCUGGUGCAUCUUGGGGUGGAAUACCUAUUUACGUUGAUGGUAAAUGGCAUUUGUUCGUUUCGCAGAUGGUGAAUAAUUGUUCUCUAGAUUAUUAUGGUACAAAUAGCGAAAUAAUACGCGCCGAGUCUGAUUCCCCAGGAGGUCCCUUUGUUUACGCAGAAACUGCGGUGCCUGUAUUUGCACAUAAUCCGACUGUAUGCAUCACAAAUGACGGAACAUUUCUACUUUAUAUGAUUGGAAAUGGCGUGAGCCUAGAAGAACCUGUGAACUGCAGUAAGAAUGCAAAUAGGAAAAAAAUUCAAACCAGACUUUCUCCGAAGAAACACAGGAAAAGAUCUGUAAGUGGAUCAAGUGACAUUCAUAUUGCGUAUUCCAGCAGCGUUUAUGGUCCAUGGAAUAUACUUUCUGUUUCUUUCACAAAUCCAUACGCCUCCACUAUAUUUGAUUGCGCUUGGACAAAUCCUUCUCCCGUUGUUUUCGAGAAUGACAGUGUAUUAAUGGCAUUUACAGCUGGGUAUUGUCAUGGUGGAGUCGAAGCCAUUGGUAUCGCCGAAGCCCCUCACUGGAAAGGUCCAUAUGUAAUAAAAACGCUUGAACCUAUUUUUCCUAAACCUAGUUUCUGUCUGAGUGAGCAACAGUACGAGGAUCCAUUCCUUUGGCAGAGUUCACGCGGCUUCCAUAUUUUGUUGCAUGGUAUGUGUCCAACGGGUGUAUUUAACUCCAAGUACGCAUAUUCUCUUGAUGGUAUUCGCUGGACAGUUUCACCGAUAGAUCCUUAUAUUUAUAUUGUGCUAUAUGAAGACGGUUCUGAAGGUGUCUUCGUGCGCUGUGAACGGCCGCAGUUGUUGUUUAACCAUGAAGGCCAAGCAAUCUAUCUAUUUACUGGAGUGAAACCUUUGUUAGGUCAUGAGUAUACGAUUGCUCGACCGUUAGUGUAA
Paramuricea clavata is the source of this 1140-nucleotide messenger RNA. The record is from the annotation of a GenBank genome assembly. NCBI's taxonomy places the organism in Eukaryota, Metazoa, Cnidaria, Anthozoa, Malacalcyonacea, Plexauridae.